UUUGACGGCUUGGAGGUGGAAACAGGUCACGGGGACGGGUAGGGUUGAAAAAUAACACGCUCAACACAUCGCCAAUUUGCGAUUUCGACGAAUUGCUCCUGCUAGGCCUGUCCACCCUUAGGAUCACGUAACUACGAUCGGCAGCAGGGGCGGGAACCGGAUGCAACCGUGACGUCGGAGCUCAGCUUCCGGUCGGCGCACGGCUUGUGGAGGAGGAAGGACGCUUGGAGCAGACAGAGCGAACAACGCCGAGCCGCUGUAGGGACGGACCACGGCGUUUCCUCUCCAAGAAUUCCGGUCGGUAGCUUGAGAGGUGCGUGAGACAGCCAUGGACCGCCGUUGCCUGCUGCUCCUGUUCGUCGCCACCUCGCUCCUUGUGGCCGGCGCAUCGGCCAUCCCUUACCGAAAGGCAUAUCGCAACAGCGCGGUGGACGACAACCUCCUGAAGGCGCUGCUCCGCGUGCAGGAGCUGGAGGAGGAGAAGGCCGCGGAAGAGGCUGCGGAAGAGGAAGCCGAGAAGGAGGCAGUUGCUGAAACGAUAACUGAACUACUGGAAGAUGAGGAAGCCAGGAGAGAGGAAGAGGCUCUCGCUGAAGAAGCGGCAGCAGAGAGGGCCGAGAAAGGACGGCCCAACCCGCCUGCCUACGAUUUCGAGUAUCCGGAGUAUGAAGAGAUCCCUUCAAACGACAUCAACGGCGAGCUGUCGUAUCCAGAGUACGAACCUAUCCCCGCCGAAACCCGUUCCCUGGAGCUCCCGUACAACAGCUACCCUCGGCAGCAAUACGAGGAGGAAGUGGACCGAAGAGGUGACCAGUAUGACCUAGACAAGUUGUAUCCUGACAUUCCUGAUCCCGACCCUGAACCGAACAUUCCCGAACCAGAUGACAACCUCAGCCCAGACGAGUACGCUGCACUCCUGGACUACCUGGGCCUGCAAGAAGACACGCGACGUUCAGACGGGUACUAUGACGGCGAGGAUGUGAACAUGUUAGAAGAUUACGAUCCAAGGAAGACCACAAAGAGAGCAAGAGACCACGACGCCUACCAUCGUGCUUACAACAUGUUCUGGAGCAACCUAGGAAAGCCAAGAGAAGAAGAGGAACGCCGAUGGGAGGACAGUAGGGAUGACACGGAGGAACGGGAUGACUGGAAUGAAGGCGGCGCUUACAGAGUGCAAGAUUUGGGAGCGGAGAAAAAGGCUCUGGAGCGUCCUGGGGACCAGGGCAAGGUGAGCUGGCGUCAUCCCGGGAACGACAUGGCCACAGAAUACACUGGGAACGAGCCCUACCAGAGAGAGAAGUACCCGUAUUCUCUGGAAGACGUGAUGGAACCGUAUGAACCGGAGGAGCAGUACUGGCCUUAUGCGGAUGAAGAACAAUACCAGGAACGAAGUAGCCAACCAGAAUGGCCCAUCGCUGACCGUGACGAUCAACAGGACAAUGACUACGAAAGCUUCCUCACUCGCAACGAAAGAAACGAUAAGAUCCUAGACGCGCUGUACGAAAAUCAGAUUCCAGCCAACUCAGUUGAUGAAGAAGAAGAAGAUGAUGAAGAAGAAGACAAGUAUGAGAAACUGGCCGAGACUUUGCUGAGAGAGUAUCCCGAGCUGGCUUCUGCAGCGGAAAGGGUGCUGGACGAUCUCAUAGAGGAGGAGGAAGAUUCUGAAGACGAUGAGAGACGCGAGGACGGCAUGUUCGGAGAUGCUGAAGAGGAACCUUUACCAACCUACGACCAAGAAGAAGAGCAGCAGAAAAUUGAAGAUAGGGCCGACAAGAAUCCUCUGGAAGGGUACACACACAACAACAUCGAUAUCCUGCAGAGGAAGCGACUUUUCCAAGACGAAGAGGAGGAAGAUGAGAGAGAAGGAGGUGGAGACGAGGAUGGCGAUGAAAAACGGCCUAUGAGCUACUACGACAUAUUGAAAGAUGAUGACGAGCGGCCUAACGACGAAGAGGAGAACAAUGAUGCGGAGGAUCCAUACUCGCUCAACGACGUCUACGACACAAACGACGAAAAGAAAGCCGACGAGGUUGAUGACUAUCCCGACAUCCCAGCGGAACCAGCCGAAGACGAACCGAGGAGCCCCCAAGAUGACGAAGCUCUCGAACUGGACGAGGACCGAGUGGAGUCGUUUCUGGACAAGGUGGAGGAUCUACUCCGAGCGACUGAAGCAGGUACAUUGUCCCCUCCACUCUGCCCAGUGAACGUGUCGGACUGUCACCUGAUAGAGGACGGCAGCCCUCUCUCCUCCGGACCAUACAAGGAGUACUUCACAGCUGUGUGCAACAGACACGAGGCCUGCUAUCAGUGUGGCUCCGCGCACGGCAUCUCGUCCUCCACCUGUGAUCGCGCCAUGAAGUACGACCUGGCGGAGGUGUGCGACAUGCUGGCAGAGGUCGAAGGUCAGGACGUGGACGACAUGUGUCAGAUGAAGGGGGAGGCGCUCCACCUGGCUGCACGGCUAAAACGGGCUUAUAAGGAAACGACAGUGCCAGAAUGUAGCUACAAGUGCGUGAUGGAGUACAUCGUGGGGUCAUAGCCUGGGGAGGCCGUAAGAUGGCGCUACUAUCCAAACAACCGCAGAACUACAGCAGCGAGACUCCUUUGCCGACCACCACACACUGUAUGCCUAACCGUUAGCACUGUGCAGCACUGUCCCUAGUCUCUCUGUCUAACUGCUGACUGCUUGUGAUGAAGAGUUGACAACAGGGAGAGCGUUCCUAUGUGUGUAGUUCCAAAGUCGAUCGCAGGGUGACGCUUCUGUCGUAACUCAAGAGAUGAUUACCAGGCAUUCUGUGUGGUACACGUGCUUAGCUAGUCGUAUUGAAGAUCGAAUUUGUCAACUUAAGAACAAAUAUGACAUGUUACUGCUACUUAUAUUACUUUAUAGUAAACAUGAGUGAUUCUGUAAGUAAUGUAUUGUUUAUGAUGCUUUUGAUGUUUCUAGAAAUUUACGCUAAUUGCAAUGAUAGUACUUGACAAGCAAUUCAUAACUUGACUUGGAAUUGACUUCUAAAGAUUGUGUCAGACGCAAAUGAGAGAAUCAGAAGUUAUUUGAAUGAAACGUCACGGAAAUUGAGGGGCGUUUGUUGGUUGAACAAUAUGUUGAAUACUGACAUAUCCCCCAUUUAUCUCUACUUUUGACAAGUUUUCUUCGUGUAUCUCGAAUCGUUUGGGAAGAAAGACAACAAAUGAUAAUCUGAGCGACAUUCUGCUAUGCUGCAUCGAUGACAACAACAUUGCUUUAAACCAGAUUCAACAUACACCAGAGAAAAUAUAUCUAUUGUGAAUACACUCGAACGCAGGACUUGUAUGUUCGGUCCAAAAAUGUAGCGACACCAACCAAACACCAAUUCACAUAUUACCAUUUUCUUUAAGCCUGAAAUGGACGAUAUUAACGCGUAAUGGAACGAGAGGUCGAUUGCAAACUGACAUUUCUGUAUUACGUUUACAAAUAGGUUAAGUCUCCCCACUUCUCACUAUUGUCUAUCAUAACAUAACCGCAACUGCUAGCAUAUUCUUAUAUAUACUGUUAUGUUAUAAUGCGAAGGCGAUAAUGACUUGACUACAGUUUCAAGUGUUUAGGGACCAUUCGUAAACCAACAAUGGAAAUAUUGCUUUCUUCGAAGACGACGUUGAAGUGCCAGGAAACUUAAGAAACCUAUCGGCUAAAGAGAUUAUUGCAACCUUCGCAAAGAACCUUGUUCACAGAGGGAAAGAGAAAUGCGAACAUAAGACAUAUAUAUUGAGGGACUUCGUGUAUACCAGAGAAAAAGGCAAGAGAUCUUAAUAGAUACGAAUAGUUCAGAGCUAUAUACACAAUCUAUUUUUGUCGUAGUUGACCGUGUAGUAAAAAUGAUGUUGUUAUGAACGUGAAAUGCAUUUAUGCUGGUUUAGGUACGGCGGCGUCUGUGUUGGUUCAAAAGAUGUUUCAACGUACAAACAGGUUCGAACGAUGUAAGCAAGAUAUUUCUGAAGAGGGAAACAUCUUAAUAUGAUAUUACGUGAUGACUUUAAUGUUUAAGAAAUUAUUCGGUGAAUCAACUUAAGCAAAAGAAAAUAAGUCUCGAAUUGAGCAGGUACAUUCUAUGUUCGGUAAGAUUUGAAUUUUGAUUGGUAAAGUACUUGAUAAUAUGAUGAGAUGUACGUUUACAAAACUUGAAAUGUGAACAAUGUAUUGAGUGAUUAAUUUGAAAUGUACUUUAAUGUCCAUGGCAUUAGUGAGAAUUUUUCGCAACGCCGUAUGGACGGAGCCUUUUUUGUUGUUGCUUAUAUCCUGAAUACACAAAGUGUACAAGUUA
Branchiostoma floridae (Florida lancelet) is the source of this 4301-nucleotide messenger RNA. Its product is annotated as probable serine/threonine-protein kinase kinX. The record is from RefSeq and is a predicted model, not a curated record. Lineage: Eukaryota; Metazoa; Chordata; Leptocardii; Amphioxiformes; Branchiostomatidae. Gene Ontology annotation, molecular function: A2-type glycerophospholipase activity. The transcript is spliced from 6 exons. Gene Ontology annotation, biological process: arachidonate secretion; phospholipid metabolic process. Bases 329 to 2539 code for a protein of 736 amino acids.